Thlaspi arvense is the source of this 498-nucleotide messenger RNA. Lineage: Eukaryota; Viridiplantae; Streptophyta; Magnoliopsida; Brassicales; Brassicaceae. The record is from the annotation of a GenBank genome assembly.
CAUAACAACACUAAUCAUCAAACACUCAAAAGUAUAGAGAGUUAAAAGAUAAACAAUGACUUAUUCAAGAUUUAUUUUCUUUGCUUUUCUUGCUCUUUCUGUUUUACUUGCAGGUGUUAAAUCCACAGAAACGGUGAGUGAAGAUUCAAUUUGGUCUUCCAACAAAGGAGGUUCAUUGUGUUGCAAUGAUCACCCCAAGUUUGGAGUAUGUACUGAUGAUGCAAAAUGCAGCAAUUGGUGUCGUCAAGGCUGCGACAAUGGGAAAGGUGGCUUUUGUAAGAAAAGUCUUUGUCACUGCUUUUGCUAAAUUCAUCGAAAUAUUAAAGUAUACGCUCUUUAAUAUGUACUACGGAUAAUAAUACAUGUUGUUUUACUAUUUCACAUUUCGAGCAGCUGAGUUGUUAAUGAUAUUUUCAAAUAAUAUGAGUUAUGAAUUGAUCAAUGCGUACAAAAAACCAUAUUUGCACUAUGAAUUUGUAGAAAACACCAAUAUACCAG